This is a messenger RNA of Hyaloperonospora brassicae, 1434 nucleotides long. The record is from the annotation of a GenBank genome assembly. NCBI's taxonomy places the organism in Eukaryota, Oomycota, Peronosporomycetes, Peronosporales, Peronosporaceae.
AUGCCGCUCCACAUGCCGUACCACUCGAGCAUGGACAAGGAGGUCGCCAAAGCAGCGAGCAUCCUGGACUCGUGCUUCCGCUCGACCGUGAGCGCAGACGCCGCGAUCCCGGCCGAGCUCAUCCAGAACGCCGCCGGCCUCGCCUUCCUCACGGUCGUCAAGGCAGGAAUGAUCUGGACGGGCAAGCUGGGCACGGGCGUGGUCGUUGCGCGCCUCGAAGACGGGUCGUGGUCGCCGCCCUCGGGCAUUGGCACGGCCGGCAUUGGCGUUGGCGCUGAGCUUGGCGGCGAGAUCAUUGACUUUCUCAUUGUCUUGGGCUCGCCCCGAGCUGUCCAGACGUUCAAGCGAGGCACGCAAGUCUCGGUCGGUGCGGGGCUGGACCUGGCCGUAGGGCCUGUGGGUCGCACUGCUGGCGCCAGUGUCAAUGCGGGAGGAGGUGGCGUCAGUGGCAACUACACGUACAGUCACGCCAAAGGCGCGUUUGCUGGCGUUGGGCUGCACGGCUCGACGUUUAUGGUUCGAGGGGAGAUGAACAGUCAGUUCUACGGCCGCAAGGUCACGCCCAAUGAGAUCCUGAGUGGCCAAGUAGCGCCGCCGCCGGGGUCCUGUGACGUUCUGUUUGAAGCCAUUCGUCGGGCGAGCGGGCAACUCGGACUCGGUGGACGCCGGCCUUCGGCGUCUCUCGAUGCAAGCUCGGCCGGCUAUGCGAACAGCUAUCGUGGCCGCACUGGGACGCCAGAUGCUGCGGAUCAUGCGGCGGCUGCGCGUGCGUCGUAUGCAGCGAGUGGCCCUUCGCCAUUCUUGAGCUCGAAUCGUGAGUCGCAAGUGCCGUCGACGUCGAGGCCCCUCCCACCAGCAAGCACCGUGGAGCCGGACCCAAAUGACCCGCGACUGAAACGAUUCACUACGUACAAAACGGAGCGGGAACUAUACGCAGGGUUUGAGCAGCAGCGGCGUGGAAUCGCUUCUUCCGUACCGGCUGAGUCGACGCACUCGCAUCCGACAGAUCCGUCGCUGAAGUACAAGUCGUACCCGGCGCCAGCGCCGAAUGCAGCCUACACAGCGCCUCCACAGGCAGAAGCCAUGUAUAAUUCGUUCGUGAAACCAUCCGUGCCCAAGGCGCCGCAGCAGCCUGUGCCUCCCCUACCGCCGCCUGCAAAGGGCGCCGAGAUGAAACGGGUGUACUCGGAGGUUAUUGCUUUUGUGCAGACCAAGUGCCCCUACGCAGAUCUGCAGCUGUUCAAGGAUAAUUGCCGACUCUUUGGGCAGGACACAAUGUCGCUUGCUGCAUAUUUCAGCUACUUGCUGUCCAUUUGCUCGCACUCGCUACUCAAGGAGCUCGUGCCUCGGCUGGUACGCCUGCUUCCGACGCAAGAGAAGCGCGAGCACGUCUGGACGCUGUACGUGCGCGAAGUGCUGCUGAUCAAUAUCUGA